Molecule: messenger RNA, 523 nt
Organism: Drosophila albomicans
Lineage: Eukaryota; Metazoa; Arthropoda; Insecta; Diptera; Drosophilidae
Gene: HP4
Exons: 2
Coding region: 71-361 (96 amino acids)
Source: RefSeq, a predicted model, not a curated record
GCAGCUGCCUGACAAUUUCAGCUGGCGUCUGAUUCAGCUGCGUUUUUACUACAAGGAAGCAUCACAGAAAAUGUCACCUCAACACAAAACCAAAAAAAUAGUAAUUAAAAUCCCACGCCAUCCAUACAUAAUGGCGCAAGACGAGUUAAAUUACACAGAUCGCGUGCAGAUACGUAAAUGUCGCGUCAACUUGGAGCGCAUCAAAGGACACCAGAAUCCAUUAACAUUAAAGAAACCAAACGCAAAGCGAUGCUGCGUUCGGGUUGCGCGUCUGCCAAACGUGGAACGCAAUGAGAUGUCCGUGACGCCAGCCAGUUCAAUAGUCUGCUCCGAUUUCGACGAUGAAUCCACACAUGAAUAACAAUGUUAGCGGAUGAUGAAAUACACUUGCUAUGCAGAACAAAGACUUUUGACGAGACUCAAUGAGAGCGUGCUGUCCGGGGAUCCCAUAUUCACUGUAAUAUUAUAAGAAUAUUUACACACAUUUGUAACGAAAUAAAUUUACUUACUGUUUGCUAACAAA